This is a messenger RNA of Neomonachus schauinslandi (Hawaiian monk seal), 993 nucleotides long. RefSeq lists its product as uncharacterized. The record is from RefSeq and is a predicted model, not a curated record. The transcript is spliced from 4 exons. NCBI's taxonomy places the organism in Eukaryota, Metazoa, Chordata, Mammalia, Carnivora, Phocidae. Gene Ontology annotation, cellular component: nucleosome. Bases 1 to 993 code for a protein of 330 amino acids. Gene Ontology annotation, biological process: nucleosome assembly. Gene Ontology annotation, molecular function: protein heterodimerization activity; DNA binding; structural constituent of chromatin.
AUGUCCGGCCGCGGCAAGGGCGGGAAGGGCCUGGGCAAGGGCGGCGCCAAGCGCCACCGCAAGGUGCUGCGCGACAACAUCCAGGGCAUCACCAAGCCCGCCAUCCGGCGGCUGGCCCGGCGCGGCGGCGUCAAGCGCAUCUCCGGCCUCAUCUACGAGGAGACCCGCGGGGUGCUCAAGGUGUUCCUGGAGAACGUGAUCCGGGACGCCGUCACCUACACGGAGCACGCCAAGCGCAAGACGGUCACGGCCAUGGACGUGGUCUACGCGCUCAAGCGCCAGGGCCGCCCCACCCCCUGGAGUCUGCACUCUUUAAGUUGUUACCUCUGCUUGGCGAUGGCUCGCACGAAGCAGACGGCCCGCAAGUCGACCGGCGGCAAGGCCCCGCGCAAGCAGCUGGCCACCAAGGCGGCCCGCAAGAGCGCGCCGGCCACCGGCGGCGUCAAGAAGCCGCACCGCUACCGGCCCGGCACGGUGGCCCUGCGCGAGAUCCGGCGCUACCAGAAGUCCACCGAGCUGCUGAUCCGCAAGCUGCCGUUCCAGCGGCUGGUGCGCGAGAUCGCGCAGGACUUCAAGACCGACCUGCGCUUCCAGAGCUCGGCCGUCAUGGCCCUGCAGGAGGCGUGCGAGGCCUACCUGGUGGGGCUCUUCGAGGACACCAACCUGUGCCUUCCAACAGCCAUGUCUGGCCGCGGCAAGGGCGGGAAGGGCCUGGGCAAGGGCGGCGCCAAGCGCCACCGCAAGGUGCUGCGCGACAACAUCCAGGGCAUCACCAAGCCCGCCAUCCGGCGGCUGGCCCGGCGCGGCGGCGUCAAGCGCAUCUCCGGCCUCAUCUACGAGGAGACCCGCGGGGUGCUCAAGGUGUUCCUGGAGAACGUGAUCCGCGACGCCGUCACCUACACGGAGCACGCCAAGCGCAAGACGGUCACGGCCAUGGACGUGGUCUACGCGCUCAAGCGCCAGGGCCGCACCCUCUACGGCUUCGGGGGCUAA